UGCAGCGCGCGCUCGAGUCGCCCCCUUCCUCCCCCGAGCGCGGGCCGGCGGGCCGUGCCCCGCAGACCCUCACUGGGCACCCACCACUCCACUAGGCGCUGCUCUAGCCAUGGGCAGCUUCCAGCUGGAAGACUUCGCGGCGGGCUGGAUCGGAGGUGCGGCCAGCGUCAUUGUCGGCCACCCUCUGGACACGGUCAAGACUCGCCUGCAGGCUGGCGUCAACUACAGGAACACCCUCAGCUGCAUCCGCACCGUGUACAGGAGGGAGAGUGUCUUUGGCUUCUUCAAGGGCAUGUCCUUUCCCCUCGCCAGCAUCGCCGUCUACAACUCGGUGGUGUUCGGGGUCUUCAGUAACACGCAGAGGUUCCUCAGCCAGCAUCACUGCAGGGAGCCCGGGGCCGGCCCAACCGGAGCCCUGCCCGACCUUCUCCUGGCCAGCAUGGUGGCCGGCGCCGUGUCCGUGGGGCUGGGUGCGCCUGUCGACCUCAUCAAGAUCCGGCUGCAGAUGCAAACACAGCCGCUCCGGGAAGCCCACCUUGGUUUGGGACCCAGGGCAGUGGCUCUUGGGAAGCCGCCAGUCUAUCAGGGGCCUGUGGAUUGCAUUGCAACCAUCGUGCGGACCGAGGGCCUGACAGGGAUGUACCGGGGCUUGGGCGCCAUGCUGCUGAGGGACAUCCCGGGCUACUGCCUCUACUUCAUCCCCUAUGUCUUCCUGAAUGACUGGAUCACGCCCGAGGCCUGCACAGGACCCAGCCCCUGUGCCGUGUGGCUGGCAGGCGGCGUGGCAGGAGCAAUUUCUUGGGGGACAGCAACUCCUAUGGAUGUUGUGAAAAGUCGACUCCAAGCUGAUGGGGUUUAUUUAAACAAAUACAAAGGUGUCCUGGAUUGUAUCUGCCAGAGUUACCAGAAGGAAGGACUUAAAGUGUUUUUCAGAGGCAUCACGGUGAACGCUGUGCGUGGCUUCCCCAUGAGUGCCGCCAUGUUCCUUGGGUAUGAGCUCUCGCUGCAGGCGCUUCGCGGGGACCACGCCGUGACCAGCCCCUGAGCGCCAGAAAGAUCCCUGCAGCCCAAGGAAUCUAAAGAAAGAAACCUGAGUUGGUCCUGAAGGCAUGGCAUCUCUAGAACCCUCAGUAGUGAACUUACUGAAGAGAAAGAAGGUCUCCCCUUCGCCCAUGCUGUGGGUCAGGUGGGCCCUCAGCCCUCUGCCCUGACCUCAGAAUCCCUUCUUUCCUGAGGACUCUGCUCCUGAUCUCCCGGCCGGGACCACUCAGCUGCUGCCUGGGAGGGAACUGUUGGACCAUAGACUGACCACCAGCUACUUCUGAUCCACAUUGGCCUGAAUACAAAGCAGGAUAAAAAUCACCGCUGUCCCCGCACCAGCUGUUAUACUCGCUGGGAGUUCAUGGAGGAGCUCAAUUGUCUCCAUGUUUCCAAAUAAAAACACUGGAAACCUCUUCAGGUCAUUUCUCAAUCAGAUGCUUCUCCCUGGCUUCUGCGGGACACUGGCCACCCUCGUUCUUCCCUCUGUUUAGAUCGCUGUGGAUGGUGCUGGCCCAAAGAGCCUGCUCCAUGCAGGUAAGAGGAGAAACCAAGGAUGGCAGUCGUGCUUCUCUAUGUCCAGCUGCCUCCGGGGGAGGGGAGGCAAGGAGGGCGCCCUGGAGGGAGAGGACGCCCUGCAAGAGCCUCCCCACCUGACUCCCGCGGCCGGUGAUGUCGGGGCACUUGGGAGUGGCAUUCGUGAGCGUGCUGGGAUAGGCGUUCUCUGCGCCCUGUUUUCACAUGGAGAAUAAAACAAAAUGAAAUACUUUGUCCGCA
This is a messenger RNA of Hyaena hyaena (striped hyena), 1815 nucleotides long. It is a transcript of the gene SLC25A48, whose product is annotated as solute carrier family 25 member 48. NCBI's taxonomy places the organism in Eukaryota, Metazoa, Chordata, Mammalia, Carnivora, Hyaenidae. Gene Ontology annotation, biological process: transmembrane transport. The transcript has 9 exons. Bases 110 to 1045 code for a protein of 311 amino acids. The record is from RefSeq and is a predicted model, not a curated record. Gene Ontology annotation, cellular component: mitochondrion. Gene Ontology annotation, molecular function: transmembrane transporter activity.